Messenger RNA from Camponotus floridanus (Florida carpenter ant), 675 nucleotides. Its product is annotated as basic salivary proline-rich protein 2-like. Bases 1 to 675 code for a protein of 224 amino acids. The record is from RefSeq and is a predicted model, not a curated record. The transcript is spliced from 2 exons. NCBI's taxonomy places the organism in Eukaryota, Metazoa, Arthropoda, Insecta, Hymenoptera, Formicidae.
AUGACCGGCAACACUCCCGACGGAGGGCCCCAAGUUCCCCCGGGGGUCGAGAUACACCUCUGGCCGGCGGCCAAAGGAGCACCGGCACAGGUCCCAGCCCCUUACUCACCCAUGAGGGGUUUGACUCCCCCAUGGGCUUUCAGGGGUUCCGCGUCUCCGACCACGCGGAUACUGCAGGGGGCGGCGCCACCCGGGGGGCCCCACGGACGGUUGGGACGGGGCAGCCGCUCCCCUACCCCGCCUUACCCGCCGUGGCGACCAGCACGCCCCCACACCGGACUGGCCGGAUCUGGGGGCAAGCGCCGUCCCGGUGGUUGCCGCUUCGGAAGGGGAAACGGUCGCGGACAACCACCGGGUAUCCAAACUCUCGCCGCCAGACCCCGGCUCGGAAUACGUCCGAGCGGCUCUGGGGCUGGCAGCGGCGGGGACCACACGGGGAAGACCCCCGUUGGGACACCCAACCGCUGCAUCCUCCGUCGCACCGACCCCGCCUCGGAAACAUCCGAGCGCUCGGUGCGACCCCGGGCCGGCAGUCCGGAGAAGUCCGGUCACCCGAUAUCUCCGGUUUCCACACCACGACACUUCAAUAAGUCAGUUUAUCCUCAGAAUCUCAAAAUCUCACAAGUGCUCAGAGUGCCACGUGGCGUGAUGGCCGCCACAAGACAAUAUCCCUAG